AAGAAAUGGCUUUAAUAGAGUAUUCUGGAUUCAAAUGGGAAGAAUUGAAAUUAAGGAAAAAAAACUUUCUAGUAAGAUUAUUAGGAACAGGUUAAAGAUAAUAUAUUUAUGAUGGAGAAAUAAUUAGAACAGAAUAAUGUAUUGAAUAAUAUAAAAUUAUGAAUAGAUGAUAAUUUUUCAAACAAACCCGAUAUUAUGACAAAUAUUUAAGAAAUACAAAAUUUAUAUUGGAAUGGUUUAAAAUAGAAUGCUCAGAAAGUUGGAAAGUGGACUAUUUCUUGGGAUGGUGAGACUAUUGACGCAGGUGGUUAUUAUAAGGAAAAAGGAGGAUCUUUGGAAAGAAAAAAAUUUCAAUAAUAUGAUGUAUUACAACUAUUAAUAAGUUAGACGAUCAUGGAUAUUUGAAUUAGGAGAAUAUCAUAAUAAUUUGAAAUGUGGUAAAUGGAUAUAAAUCCUUAACAACUACUAAAUGUAUGUAAAAUUUAAUCAAUUAGAGGUGGCGGAUUAUUUAAUGAAGAAGGAUUAAAGAAUGGAACUUGGAUAGAAAUGAUUGAUAAUUGUGACAUUGAGUACUUAAAUAUUAUCUAUGUAAAGAUGGAGAAAUGUUGGUAACUACUAAAAUGGCAAAAAAAUUGGGCAGUGGAACACUAAGAUAACAAAAGAUGUAAAUAUGUAAAUUUAAAUAUUAAUUAUAAUUUUAUAAUUGAAUAAAUGCAGAAGUGGAGAAUAUUAUGAUAAGAAUGGAAUAAAAGACGGAUGGUGGAUAGACUUAAUAGAUAGAUGGAUAAUGUAUUAUUAUUUAUAAAAUAAUUAAGAAAUGAUGAUGUGAUAACAUGUCAGGGUUUUUAUCGAAAUGGUAAAAAAUUUGGUAAGUCGAACACUAUUGCACAUAAUUUUAUAUACAUGUAAAGCUCAUUAAUUUUAAUAUUUUAUUUUCAUAAAAUGAAAUAGAACUAAGGGAUAUUAUAAUUUUAAUGGGAUUAAGGAGGGAAAAUGGAUAGAGUUAGUUGACAAUUUCUCAUUGUACAAAAUAUGCAUAUUUAAUAGCUAGAAUUAAAUCUCUUCCUAAGGAUAAUAUAAAAAUGAUAAAAAAAUUGGAAUUUGGGAUACCAUUUCAGAAUAAAAUUAAGUAAUGUAAGAAAUUUUAUGAAAAAUUUAUAUUUAAAAUAGAGGGAGUGGAAUUUAUAAUAAUGGAUAAAAAGUUGGUUAUUGGAUUGAAAUAAAUGAUGAUUUUGUUCAGUAUUAAAAAAUAGUAAUUCAAGGAAUUUAAUAAGUUAUCAUGGAGUAUAUAUAUCUGGAAAAAAGUUUGGAAGAUGGGAAGCUAAAAAAGAAGGAAAAUAAAUAAAGUAAAUCUAUUAAUCUAAUUUAUAGUUGGGGAGGAUUUUAUGAUGAAAAUGGUAUCAAAGUUGGAGAUUGGUUUGAGAAUAUAGAAAAUCUUAAAGAGUAAUAGAGAAAAAUAAUAUAAUAUUAGGAUUAAAGAAGAAUUGAAUGAUCAUGGAGCAUAUAAAAAUGGAAUAAAAUAAGGUAGAUGGAAUAUAACUAGAGAAAAAAAAUAAAUUAUGUAUGAAUCACUAAUUUAUAUAUAAAUUCAUAUUAAUAGUGGGGGAGGAGUAUAUGAUGAAAAUGGUUUUAAAAAUGGAAAAUGGAGAUAAAAAAAUGAGAAUUCGAAAUUAUGGAUCUCUUAUUACUAUAGUUGUUAGGAAGAUUAAUGCUUUCAGAAUAACUAUAUUUAUAUUAAUAAAGAAACCUAUGUGCUCAUAUUUCCUAAUCUUAUUUAAUGA
Paramecium sonneborni is the source of this 1781-nucleotide messenger RNA. The record is from the annotation of a GenBank genome assembly. Lineage: Eukaryota; Ciliophora; Oligohymenophorea; Peniculida; Parameciidae.